AUGGCCCGCGUUGGCACCGAGAGACUUGAUCGCGGCGAGUUUGUAAUUGAAGACUCAAUAACGAGUCGCGUUAUUGACAUGAAGAACCCGUGGGCAUCAUGCUUCCGACCAGGACGGCGAGUUGAAAUGGCCAUGGUCCUUUUCAAGGCGGUUUUUGAUGAGAAAUGCCCAAGCUGUGACUUCGAGCCUGCUGACCAACUCAGAACCGAGAUCUCACGAACUGAAACCAAGCUACCGGUAUUGGAAAAGUCCCCAGACCAAGGAAAGCCAGACGACUUCUCCAUGUUCCGUCGCCUGUGUACAUAUGCAGUAAUUUCGAAAAUUAGCAGGCGAAAAUCCAAAGAUGCACACCAACUUGCGUUUCUCGUCUUAAACCCCAGAAAAGAAGCAAUCAUCUCUAAUAACCUGUCAUGGAGGGACAGAGCCCAUCGUUUGGAUGCGGAAAUAUUUAAUGCUGACAAGUGGAUUUCAAGCCAACUGAAGACGUUAGAAGCGCUUAACAAAGAGACUACGGUUCUUAAAGCAGCGCAGCUUUUCCUACGGACAGCGACUGAAACGUUGAGGGCAGAAACGAAUAUAUUCCUGGAGGAACAUGAGCUGAAUCUUAAGAAAGCAGGACUUGGCCUCGACGAACAAAGCAUCAAUAAGGAAUGUAUAAACCUGCAACUAGCACUCGGCAUAUAA
Molecule: messenger RNA, 684 nt
Organism: Truncatella angustata
Lineage: Eukaryota; Fungi; Ascomycota; Sordariomycetes; Amphisphaeriales; Sporocadaceae
Exons: 2
Coding region: 1-684 (227 amino acids)
Source: RefSeq, a predicted model, not a curated record